GAGCUCUUCAUUUCUUCGACUGCUCUUCCUCUCUCGCCUCCUUGCUCCGGUUCUCUCUACUGCAACUCUCUCUUCUCCUCUGCGUUUGGAAAGCGGAGGAAGUCGAAGGGGGAAGCCCGGCCUCGACAUCUUCUUUGCUUUUCCUCGAAGAAAGAACUUUAGAAAAUGGCUGAGGCCGAGGAUAUCCAACCUCUUGUAUGUGACAAUGGUACCGGAAUGGUCAAGGCCGGAUUUGCUGGUGAUGAUGCACCUAGGGCAGUAUUUCCCAGCAUUGUAGGCCGACCUCGUCACACUGGUGUCAUGGUGGGCAUGGGCCAAAAGGAUGCAUAUGUUGGUGAUGAGGCCCAGUCUAAAAGGGGUAUCCUCACCUUGAAAUACCCCAUUGAGCAUGGUAUUGUUACUAACUGGGAUGACAUGGAGAAGAUCUGGCAUCACACUUUCUACAAUGAGCUCCGUGUGGCCCCCGAGGAGCACCCUGUGCUUCUCACUGAAGCUCCUCUCAACCCCAAGGCGAACAGAGAGAAGAUGACCCAAAUCAUGUUUGAAACAUUCAAUGUACCAGCCAUGUAUGUCGCAAUCCAGGCUGUUCUUUCGCUAUACGCCAGUGGUCGUACGACUGGUAUUGUGCUCGACUCUGGUGAUGGCGUGACACACACUGUCCCAAUUUAUGAGGGCUUUGCCCUUCCUCAUGCCAUCCUUCGUUUGGAUCUUGCUGGCCGUGAUCUCACUGAUGCCUUGAUGAAGAUCCUUACUGAGAGAGGCUAUUCUUUCACCACUACUGCAGAACGUGAAAUUGUUAGGGACAUAAAGGAGAAGCUUGGUUAUGUUGCCCUCGAUUACGAGCAGGAGUUAGAGACUGCCAAGAGCAGCUCUACUGUGGAAAAGAGUUAUGAGCUGCCUGAUGGGCAGGUCAUCACCAUUGGUGCGGAGAGGUUCAGGUGCCCAGAGGUUCUCUUCCAGCCAUCCCUGAUUGGUAUGGAAGCUGCUGGAAUCCAUGAAACCACCUACAAUUCCAUCAUGAAGUGCGACGUGGAUAUCAGGAAGGACUUGUAUGGUAACAUCGUGCUCAGUGGAGGAUCAACCAUGUUCCCUGGUAUUGCUGAUCGGAUGAGCAAGGAAAUAUCGGCCCUUGCUCCAAGCAGCAUGAAGAUCAAAGUUGUUGCUCCACCUGAACGGAAGUAUUCCGUUUGGAUUGGUGGUUCCAUCCUUGCAUCCCUCAGCACCUUCCAGCAGAUGUGGAUUUCAAAGGAAGAGUAUGAUGAAUGCGGUCCCGCAAUCGUGCACAGGAAGUGCUUCUGAGUUCCAGGUUUGAUUAGUCAUUUCCAGGCAAUUUUCGAGUCCCAGGUCAUAUAGGAUUGCUGGGUUGAGAUGUGGCUUUACUAGUAAUAUGGCAGUAUUUUCUCGAGUCGUGUGUGAAUUUUGCCAGCCAUUUGUGGAGUGAAGAAGGUUUUUUUUUUUUUUUUCAAAAAAAAAAGAAGAGAAGGAAGAGCAGUCUCUCUCUCUUCUUAUCCGCGUCAGCUAUAUGGUAGAUUAUAAAGUCUGGUAGUUUUUCUUGAAUUUUCUCUUGGUUCAUGGAUUAGUAAUAGCAGUUGGAAUGUUGUUUGUUUUAUUUGAUUUGUUGGUACUAUACUGUAUGAGAAAAUUUGAUUUUGUCUCAGCUCGAGACGGAUAAACUUCAUCUUGUAUAUUUACAGUCGUGCUUGCUAGUCAUUUCUUAUUACCUUGUUA
Molecule: messenger RNA, 1728 nt
Organism: Phoenix dactylifera (date palm)
Lineage: Eukaryota; Viridiplantae; Streptophyta; Magnoliopsida; Arecales; Arecaceae
Product: actin-2-like
Source: RefSeq, a predicted model, not a curated record